AUUCCUCGCCCGAAUCCGAUGACAACUGCGGUCGCAACAUGCGGCGACGUCACGGGGCAAGGCGAAGUGGCCUUGCGCACCAGGGAAUCUUGGAUGCGGACUUACCCCGGGAUUCCAAUCUACGUGCAUGAUGUAUGGCUGGACGUCGUGGUUCGAAGAGGAAUGCAGAAGUGGCGCGUCGUGACGGUGUCGACGUCUUCCACCCAAACGUGCUUUGUCCUCGUGGGUAUCCUCUCUCUCCAAGCAUUGACUGCCCGUGCUCCACUUUCCCGCCGUGAGGGAGACGCCAACUCGAACGAUCUAGACUACAACUCGUCAACGUGGAUGGCGGUGCAUUGCCUUGCCGACCUGUCUCCCUUCGACAUGCGAGAAGUGGCUCUCCUUCGAUCGCAACUUGCACAAAUGACCGGCCCAUCGCCGCCACCACCGCCGCGGAACCUCGUCCUCGCUAUGACGACGCAGUCACCGCCGAGCAUCAGCUACUAUACAAUGCAGGAUUGCCUUGCCGUGUAGAUCACUCCAGUGUGUCGUAGAACCCCUAUGUUAGCCCCCCGUGGAGGAGUUCACGGGAGUUGCAUGCUUUAAACACGGGGCAGUACGCGAAGGAUUGCAUCAACUUACCUUGCGACAGUGUUGCUCACGAAAAAAAGUCCCGGGAGUGCAAA
Molecule: messenger RNA, 665 nt
Organism: Aphanomyces invadans
Lineage: Eukaryota; Oomycota; Saprolegniomycetes; Saprolegniales; Verrucalvaceae
Exons: 3
Coding region: 19-513 (164 amino acids)
Source: RefSeq, a predicted model, not a curated record